AUGGAUCUUCUCUCCGAUGAUUCCGACUUGAGCUCUGUACCGCCAUCUCCGCGAUCAUCGCCGGCACCGGGGCGACUGCCCACCCGCCAAAAGAGGAGACGCAACCCUCUGCCCAAGGAGCGCACCACGCAGUAUCUCAACCUGUCGCUGUCGUCUGCCGCGCAACAAAGUCAAAUUAACUUGCUGGUCGAAACCGUCCGUCGCCAAAAGGACAUCGUCGUCAUAGCAGGCGCCGGUAUCUCCACCUCGGCGGGUAUUCCGGACUUUCGCUCCACAGAUGGUCUGUUUAAGUCUCUGCAGAAAAAGCACAAUUUGAAGGCUUCCGGCAAGCUUCUUUUUGAUGCUGCUGUCUACCAGGACGAUGCCUUGACCGCCCCCUUCCAUGAAAUGGUGCGGUCGCUGUCGGUCGAAGCAGCCAAGACCCACCCGACACCUUUCCACCAAAUGCUGGCCCGGUUGGGUAAGGAGUCUCGUCUGAAGCGGCUCUAUACGCAGAACAUCGAUGGCAUUGAAACUUCGAUGCCCCCGUUAGCGACAGAGGUCCCCCUUGGCGUGAAAGGCCGGUGGCCCGUCACCAUCCAGCUCCACGGCAGUAUUGAGAAGAUGGUGUGUCAAAAGUGCCGCUACCUUUGUGACCUGGACCCCAACAGAUUCAAUGAAUCGGAUCCCCCUGCGUGUAAUGAGUGUUUGGAAAAGGACGAUAUUCGACAAAUGACUGGACAGCGUAGUCAUGGCGUGGGCCGUAUGCGACCGCGGAUUGUCCUGUACAACGAGCACAAUCCCGAUGAAGAGGCCAUCACCUCGGUGAUGAAUGCCGACAUCAAGUCCCGCCCUCGCGUUUUAAUUGUCGCUGGUACCAGCCUGAAGAUUCCCGGGGUGCGUCGACUUGUAAAGAGCUUGUGCGCGGUCAUCCGAAGCCGUAAGGACGGUGUCACCAUGUUCAUCAACAACGAGCCACCGAUCGGCAAGGAGUUUGAGAACUGCUUCGACCUGGUUAUCCAAGGGUCUUGCGACCAGGUGGCGCACGUGGCCAACUUGAAGUCUUGGGAGGACGAGACCUUGGGCGAGCUGGCUCCGAACCUCAUGCCUGAACCCAAGCGCAUCCACGAAGAGUGCUCUUCUUCCGAGGCCGAGCAGGAGAAGAGUACCCGCGGCAUCGACCGCGUGGAGAUCAAAUCCACGCCAAAGAAGCGGCCCCGCACCGAUACUGGUCUCUUCACGCCUUCGUCCAGCAACGACGAGAAGCCUUCCACCUCACCCACCAAGGUGGCAGCCAAAGGCAAGAUGGCAAACCCGGCCAGCAACGGCCGCACCAUCAACGAUGUGCUCAAGGGCAACAAGACCGCACCGGCCAAACCCGGCCGCAAGAAGCCGGCCGCAACCACCAAGCGCGGCAAGAAACCCGAGCCGGCCAAGAACGCGAAGAUCAACACCUUCAGCACUCGGGUCACCAAAAACACCACUGCUCCAGCGUCCAAGAAGGGCACCAAGGGAGGCAAUGGCGCAACUGGCAAACUCCAUCUUCUUUCAGUUGGUGCUGCGCGCAACAAUGGGUCAAUGUUUCCUAAUCUACCGAACAAGGCCGUCAUGGACGGGGAUGGGAAACCCCUCCAUGUUGACUCCGAGUCCAGUCCCGAGAGCAUGCCUCACUUGUUGACCGCGUCAUAG
Messenger RNA from Penicillium alfredii, 1668 nucleotides. RefSeq names its product putative SIR2 family histone deacetylase (Hst4). Gene Ontology annotation, molecular function: histone deacetylase activity, NAD-dependent; NAD+ binding. Lineage: Eukaryota; Fungi; Ascomycota; Eurotiomycetes; Eurotiales; Aspergillaceae. The transcript is spliced from 3 exons. Gene Ontology annotation, cellular component: mating-type region heterochromatin. The record is from RefSeq and is a predicted model, not a curated record. Gene Ontology annotation, biological process: replication-born double-strand break repair via sister chromatid exchange; pericentric heterochromatin formation; negative regulation of transcription by RNA polymerase II. The coding region runs from base 1 to 1668 and encodes 555 amino acids.